Messenger RNA from Phytophthora infestans T30-4, 1332 nucleotides. RefSeq names its product biotin synthase. NCBI's taxonomy places the organism in Eukaryota, Oomycota, Peronosporomycetes, Peronosporales, Peronosporaceae. Gene Ontology annotation, biological process: biotin biosynthetic process. Bases 42 to 1175 code for a protein of 377 amino acids. The transcript has a single exon. The record is from RefSeq and is a predicted model, not a curated record. Gene Ontology annotation, cellular component: mitochondrion. Gene Ontology annotation, molecular function: biotin synthase activity; 2 iron, 2 sulfur cluster binding.
CGUCCGGACCGCAGGAGCGACCGAUAGCUCUCGACCGUAUCAUGUUCCGCAAGCUCGCCGUGUCCGCCGCGUCCUCCGCCCGCGUGGGUGUUCGCCACCAGUCACACGUCGCCUCCGUGUCGAUGACAGUGCCUGGUUUGUCGUCCGAGGUGCGUCACGACUGGACAAAGGAGGAGGUACAGGCCAUCUUUGACCAGCCGCUGCUGGAGCUCGUGUACAAGGCCGCCACUGUGCACCGCAUGCACUUUGACCCGACGGAGGUGCAGCAGUGCACACUGCUAUCUAUCAAGACUGGCGGGUGCACGGAGGACUGCAAAUACUGCUCGCAGUCCUCUCGGCACAAGACGUUUGUCAAGCCCGAGCCCACUAAAAAGGUGCAAGAAGUGGUGGAGAUGGCGCGUCGUGCGAAGGCAGCGGGUAGUACGCGCUUCUGCAUGGGCUCAGCCUGGCGCGAAGUAGGCAAGAAGAACGCCUUUAGACACAUCCUGGACAUGGUGCGCCAGGUUAAAGAGAUGGAUCUCGAGGUCUGCUGCACGCUUGGGAUGCUCACGAAGGAGCAGGCUGUGCAGCUCAAAGAGGCCGGAUUAUCGGCCUACAACCACAACCUCGACACUAGUCGUGAACACUACGCUAAGGUAAUUACCACGCGCACGUACGACGACCGUCUUAAGACCAUUGAGAACGUGCGGAAGGCUGGCAUCUCUGUGUGUUGCGGUGGCAUCCUGGGUCUGGGAGAGGAGAAAAUCGACCGCGUGGGUCUGCUGCACACGCUCGCGACUAUGGACGAACACCCGGAGUCUGUGCCUGUGAACGCCCUUGUGUCUGUGGAAGGCACACCGCUGUUUGACGAGGAUAUCGCGCCCGUCACGGCCUCCGACAUGGCGCGUAUGAUUGCUACAGCGCGUAUCCUCAUGCCCAAGACGAUGGUGCGUCUCAGUGCUGGUCGCAUGUCCUUCACGGACGCUGAGCAGGGCAUGAUGUUCAUGGCCGGCGCCAACUCGAUCUUCAACGGCGACACGCUGCUGACCACAGCCAACCCGGCGUUCGAGAAGGACAAGCGGCUGUUCGAGAGCUUCGGACUCAAGGGCAAGCCGGCGUAUCACCAAAACAAGUCCACGCCCUACAUCGUCAAGGUGACGCACUCGGCACCGGCCGCGACUGAGGCUGUGGCAUGAGUAUGCGAACCGGUAUGAAGCGUCAGUACCGGUAGGCGAGUCUGUAACCUGUAGCCUGUUAAGAUUAAGUGGGGAACAUCGUUAUCACCGUUAUGGACGCACGCAUACCGGUUUGUUCAAAAGAAAAAAAUCUAUAUUAUUCACGCGUCCAACAAGC